Molecule: messenger RNA, 768 nt
Organism: Durusdinium trenchii
Lineage: Eukaryota; Dinophyceae; Suessiales; Symbiodiniaceae
Source: the annotation of a GenBank genome assembly
AUGGCGAAGAAGAUCAUGAAGGCUGUGAAGGACAAGCCACAGGCUUGGCCUGCCCCGAAGAGAGGAAAAUCCCGCACCUUGAUGAAGUCCCGUCGAUGGCAGAGAGAGAAAGGGCAGGAACGUCCCCAUUGUGGUGCUGGGAAGCUCCAAAGUCUACGCUCUUUCAAAGACAGGAAGGUUUGGGCACACAAGUGCGCAGCCAAGCAUGAUUUCAGCUCCUACCAUAUUGGGUAUAUGAAUCACAAGCCAGUCUCUCACAUCCACAACAACCUCGAGCUUGCUCGCAGCCGCCAUGUCAUGAAGAAACAAAAGGAGAUCCAGGUCGGAGCUAGCCACCAGUGGUGCGAUGUUGAAGCCGACGAAGUCGAUGUAGGCAAGGAGAUGGACUUGCAUCACAAAAAGGCCAAGUGGGAGCAGUGGGGUGGCAUUGGUCGGGAUGUGAUCUUGCAUACUGAUGGUGCCAAGACCUACAGGAUGAAGUUGCGUGGUGUACUGCGCGACAAUGUUGCGCUUACGAAGAAAAGUGAUGGUGUGAAGGGAAAACCUGUGUGGGUGAAACCCCAUUUCGCAAAGAUGUGCCAACACAAGCUACCACAUGGCAAGAGGGUGACCGUCAAGCUACCACCUGCGCACCUCCCUGAAACGCAAGGUCGGGUCCAUUGCGCUUGCCCCGUAAAUUUCGAGUUCUGCAGUGCACAUACUGGCAUCGAACCCAAAGCUUUUGGGUCGCUUCUGGCCAGAUGCUUCCGGAUCUGCACGCCUAAUUAG